Molecule: messenger RNA, 1899 nt
Organism: Phodopus roborovskii (desert hamster)
Lineage: Eukaryota; Metazoa; Chordata; Mammalia; Rodentia; Cricetidae
Gene: Tfg
Product: trafficking from ER to golgi regulator
Exons: 8
Coding region: 286-1482 (398 amino acids)
Biological process (GO): endoplasmic reticulum to Golgi vesicle-mediated transport; COPII vesicle coat assembly
Cellular component (GO): endoplasmic reticulum exit site
Molecular function (GO): identical protein binding
Source: RefSeq, a predicted model, not a curated record
GGAGUUUUUAUUUUCUCCCUGCUUUGCUCCCGCCCCUGCUCGUCCCACCUGCCACGUAGGGGGCCGCGGCUCUCGCUAGGCUGGUUGGGUGUGUGCGAUUGGCCAGGCCUGCGCAGCUUACGGCUCGGCGAGGCUCGGCGGAGGGCGGGCGGGCGAGCGAGCGGUGGCCGAAGCCUCCCUGCGACACUGCGGAGCCCGCGGCGGCCCACGCAGCGCCCGGGUCGGCGGACACAGCGGUUUUUUUCCUAGAGUUGUAUAUAUAGAGCCACCAUCCUGGAGUCCACCAUGAAUGGACAGUUGGACCUAAGUGGGAAGCUUAUUAUCAAAGCUCAACUUGGGGAAGACAUCCGCCGAAUUCCCAUUCAUAAUGAAGAUAUUACUUACGAUGAGUUAGUACUAAUGAUGCAGCGCGUGUUCAGAGGAAAGCUUCUGAGUAAUGAUGAAGUUACAAUAAAGUAUAAGGAUGAAGAUGGAGAUCUUAUAACAAUUUUUGAUAGUUCUGACCUUUCCUUUGCAAUUCAGUGUAGUAGAAUACUGAAACUGACAUUAUUUGUUAAUGGCCAACCAAGACCCCUUGAAUCAAGUCAGGUGAAAUAUCUUCGUCGAGAACUGAUAGAACUUCGGAAUAAAGUGAAUCGUUUAUUGGAUUGCUUGGAGCCACCUGGAGAACCAGGGUCUUCUACCAGUAUUCCCGAGAACGAUACUGUGGAUGGCAGGGAGGAGAAGCCUGCUGCUUCCGAUUCUUCUGGAAAACAGUCUACUCAGGUUAUGGCAGCAAGUAUGUCAGCUUUUGAUCCUCUGAAAAACCAAGAUGAAAUCAACAAAAAUGUCAUGUCAGCAUUUGGAUUAACAGAUGACCAGGUUUCAGGGCCUCCCAGUGCUCCUGCAGAAGACCGCUCAGGGACUCCUGACAGUAUUGCUUCUUCCUCCUCAGCAGCACACCCACCAGCGGGUCAGCCACAGCAGCCUCCGUAUACAGCAGCUCAGACACAAGCAGGUCAGAUUGAAGGUCAGAUGUACCAACAAUACCAGCAGCAGGCUGGCUACGGGGCACAGCAGCCUCAGGCUCCUCCUCAGCAGUAUGGUAUUCAGUAUUCAGCUAGUUACAGCCAGCAGACUGGACCCCAACAACCUCAGCAGUUCCAGGGAUAUGGCCAACAACCAACUUCCCAGGCACCCGCUCCUGCCUUUUCCGGUCAGCCACAACAACUGCCUACUCAACCACCACAGCAGUACCAGGCGAGCACUUAUCCUCCACAAACUUACACUACCCAGACAUCUCAACCUGCUAAUUAUACCGUGCCCCCUGGCACUCAGCCUGGAAUGGCUCCAAGUCAACCUGGUGCUUACCAACCAAGACCAGGUUUUACGCCAUCUCCUGCAGGUACCAUGACCCCUCCUUCCAGUGGGCCUAACCCUUAUUCACGUAACCGUCCUCCUUUUGGCCAGGGCUAUACCCAACCUGGACCUGGUUAUCGAUAAGGAGGUUCAGCUACACUAAUAAUGGCUAACAGCCUCCCAAAAGACUACAAUACUAUUUUGUUUCAAUUUGUACUGUAUUGAAGUUCAAAAAUUUAAAAAGCAAGAGCAAUUUUUAUGAUAUCAUUGUUACUGUUAAUUAAAGUAUAAUUUGCUAGAAUACAUAUACACAGCAAGAUCAAAAUGAACAUUUUCUCCCCUGCUUAAAACUGUAUGUAGCAGCUUCCUAGUUAUUUUGGAACACUACUCUUUCAUAUAAAAUGAUUGGCUUUCUACUUCCCAGAGUAUAUUAAAAAGCUAGGCUAAGGUUCAGCCUAUUUGCUAUUAACAUGAUAUACUAAAAAUAGAGCCCUUUGACAAGAUGACUAGAUAUUAUGUAUAAAAUGUAACAUUGAUAGGCUAAUAAAGGCGAUUGAAUCC